GAGACCACCUACCUGGAGCUCCUGGACGCGAGGCGCUGCCGGCUAGAGGUCCUCCAAGUCGUGUGCCUCGUGACGGACUGCAAGGCCCGGUCGGCGCCCGAGCUUCUGCGCGCCUCGGUAAAGGCGGCGUGGAUCCAUCGGUGGACAGGCCGCACCUCGGUGGCGGCGCAGCGGGCCUUCGCAGCCUCUCUGGUGCACCUGCCCCUGGACGGCCUCGCCUGCGAUGGCGACGAACCCCGGUUGCAAGACGUCCUUGCGGAC
Messenger RNA from Prorocentrum cordatum, 261 nucleotides. NCBI's taxonomy places the organism in Eukaryota, Dinophyceae, Prorocentrales, Prorocentraceae. The record is from the annotation of a GenBank genome assembly.